GUCCCGUUACCAUUCCUACUCCUUUACUGUUUAUCAGGCCAAACUGGGCCAGAGUGGGUCCACAAGAGUCGCAGACAUUUGACGUAAAAUACUUCUAAGGCCGUUUAAUCGGAAGCCGAAGAGAAACACGAAAGAAUCGUGUCCCUUUAGAAAGCUCCCCAAUCCAAGAAUCUAGCCAACCUGACAAACAGUCGCCUAGUCCCACUACAUUCACAAAAGUGAGAGAGAGAGAGAGAGAGAGAGAGAGAGAGAUGUCAGGUUACAGAGGUGAAGAUGAAUACGAUUACUUGUUCAAGUUGGUGUUGAUCGGUGAUUCAGGUGUGGGUAAAUCGAACCUGCUGUCCAGGUUUACAAAGAACGAGUUCAAUCUUGAGUCCAAGUCCACUAUUGGUGUCGAGUUCGCUACCAAAAGCCACAAGCUUGAUGGCAAGGUCAUCAAAGCUCAAAUUUGGGACACCGCUGGUCAAGAAAGAUAUCGUGCCAUUACAAGUGCUUACUAUAGAGGAGCUGUUGGUGCGCUCCUUGUUUACGACGUCACUCGGCAUUCCACAUUCCAGAAUGUUGAGAGGUGGUUGAAGGAGCUGAGGGACCACACUGACCCCAACAUCGUAGUAAUGCUCAUCGGCAACAAAUCAGAUCUCCGACAUCUUGUGGCCGUCUCAACUGAUGAUGGCAAAGCACUGGCUGAGAAAGAGUCGCUCUACUUCAUGGAGACGUCUGCUUUGGAAGCAACCAACGUGGAAAAAGCGUUUACAGAAGUACUUACUCAAAUAUACCGGAUUGUCAGCAAAAAACCUGUUGAGGCCGGUGACAAGGGCGGUGCAUCGGGUAUUCCGUCUCAAGGGGAGACAAUCAAUGUCAAAGGUGACACGUCAGCGUGGAAGAAAAUCGGUUGCUGCUCAAGUUAGCGUGUUGGCGUGGAUGAUUGUCUCUGCUCCAGAUACUUGUUUCUUGUACAUUAAGGAAGACCUUGCUUUACCAAUUUCAGAUACGAGCACACAUCCAUCUACUUGUAGAAUGCGAAGAAAAGGAGCUUGGAUGUGUUACAAAUAUUGUCAUGAAUAAUUGAAAGCAACAAAGUUGUGAUUUUAAGAUAUAAUGAUGGGUAAUUGAUCGUUCUACCCAGUAUUGUUUCUUUUGCUUGAAUAAUUGGUCAGUAUUUUUUUUUUGUGGUUGCAAAACUUACCCAGUUGAACUGCAGCUUGGCUUGUAAAUAUGGCGAAAUUGAGGACUUCAGUUUUGUUCUAA
Rhododendron vialii is the source of this 1248-nucleotide messenger RNA. RefSeq names its product ras-related protein YPT3. Gene Ontology annotation, cellular component: endosome. The record is from RefSeq and is a predicted model, not a curated record. The transcript is spliced from 2 exons. Bases 252 to 908 code for a protein of 218 amino acids. NCBI's taxonomy places the organism in Eukaryota, Viridiplantae, Streptophyta, Magnoliopsida, Ericales, Ericaceae. Gene Ontology annotation, molecular function: GTP binding; GTPase activity.